AUGAACAGAGGAUAUGCGACGACGCUGAAGAACGAAUUCGGAUCCGUUCCGAGAUCAUCGGAGAGCUUUUUUGAUUUCUCAAACCAAUUUACCGGGGUGUUGACGAAAAUGAAUGAGAAAGAACUGCUCCAUGGGCUGAACGACCGUUUCGCCGGAUUCAUAGAGAAGGUGCGUCAUUUGGAGCAUCAAAAUGAAUUGCUCGAGAGGGAAAUCGAGGAAAUCAAACAGAAGGCACAGUCCCCUGCGUCUCUGGCCCAGGAGCACGAGCCGGAGCUUAUGGAUCUGAGGAAACGAGUUAAUGACAUCACCCUUCAGAAGCGUCAGAUCGAGAUAGAGCAUCAGAACCUGGAGGAAGAUUUCCUCACCUUGAGAGACAAGUACGAGCAGGAGGCGCGUGACCGCUCGGACGCAGAGAACGGCAUCCUUGUGCUGAAAAAGGACGCCAACGAUGCAUACCUCGCCAAACUUCAGUUGGACAAGAAAGCGCAGUCUCUAGUGGACGAGAUCCACUUCCUGAAGAAGAACCAUGAGGACGAGGUAUCGGAGAUGGUGGCCAAGAUCCAAGAGGCUCAGGUAACGGUCAAGGCGCACGACUUUGGCAAACCCGAAAUCACUGCGGCUCUCCGGGACAUCCGUGCACAGUUAGAAGGUCACGCUGCCUCCGACAUUCAGCAGGCGGAGGAGGGCUUCCGUGUCCAGUUCGCAAAGUUAACCAAAGCGGCAGAGAGCAACAGAGAGGCGCUGAAGGCGACCCAGCAGGAGAUCCAGGAGAAUAGAAGGUGCCUGCAGGGAAAAAAUAUUGAACUGGACUGCGGGAAAGGAACGAGAGAGGCCCUGGAAAAACAACUACACGAGCUGGAAGAGCGUCACUAUGUGGAAAUGAUUCAUUACCAGGACACUAUCAGGCAGCUGGAGAAUGAGCUGACCAAUGCUAAACUAGACAUGUCUGGCUACCUGAGAGAGUACCAGGACCUGCUGAAUGUCAAAAUGGCUUUGGAUGUGGAGAUUCUCUCUUACAGGAAACUCCUGGAGGGUGAGGAGUCCCGUCUGUACACCAUCUCUGACACCCACAUCUCCAUGCCCUGCAUCUACAACCAGCCCCCCGUCUACACCCUGCCUUGCCUGGCCCGGCAGGGAGGUCCCACACGCAGAUCUGUGCCCCAGUACAAGUUUGUAGAGGAGAUCAUAACUGAGACCACCAGAGAGGUGGAGAUGUCCGAGAUCGAGGAGACAGGCUCCGAGGAGACAGGCUCCGAGGAGACAGGCUCCGAGGAGACGGUCGGGGGACAGGGAGAGGAGCUGAGACAGAAGCAGGGAGAAGAGCGUGACAAAGCUGAUAGGAGGAGUGGGGAAGAGGAGGAUGAAGAGAAAGAGAAAGAUGGAAGUAAAGUGGAUCUUGAAGUGGGACGCCCCAGAGGAAAAGGGUGA
This is a messenger RNA of Coregonus clupeaformis (lake whitefish), 1428 nucleotides long. RefSeq names its product neurofilament medium polypeptide-like. The coding region runs from base 1 to 1428 and encodes 475 amino acids. NCBI's taxonomy places the organism in Eukaryota, Metazoa, Chordata, Actinopteri, Salmoniformes, Salmonidae. The transcript is spliced from 3 exons. Gene Ontology annotation, molecular function: structural constituent of cytoskeleton. Gene Ontology annotation, cellular component: cytoplasm; postsynaptic intermediate filament cytoskeleton; axon. Gene Ontology annotation, biological process: neurofilament bundle assembly. The record is from RefSeq and is a predicted model, not a curated record.